AGUGCCAAUAUGGCCGACCGGGGGCUUCACAGCCUCUCAGUGGCCAAUACAUAGCAUCAGCAAUCCAGGGUUAAUAUACAUCAUUGGGUUGUACAGGAGCAGGCAGUUACAUUCCUGAAUUUGAUGUAGAGAUAUGUCAAAGGCUAACAGAUGAGCUGUCAGUAAAUUCAGUUUAAUUGUUGGCAGUAGUAGCUUCCCUCCAGUGGGUGGAGGACGCUCCACCAGUCAGAAUUGUAGUAUGCGCAGAUUCCCUGUCUGUAUUGAACAGUUUAUCAUCCGGAAAAUCUAAUAGGAGUGAAAUACUAUUGGAGGCAUUCAUGUUAUUAUGGACAAUCAAGAGAGUAGUAGUGCAAUUCUUCUGGGUCCCAGCCCACUUGGGAGUGAAAUAGAAGACCAGGUAGCCAAAAGGGCUUUAAAACUAGAUAUAAUUGAUAUUCGUGCUCCACUGUGUAGAGGUGAGGCCAAAUGUAAGAUUAGAGCCAUUAUGAUAGAUGUGUGGCAGAAGAGAUGGGACUCAGAGCCCAAGGGCCGGCAUUUAUAUGCCCUCAAAAGAAAGGUUCAAGGUUCAGAUUAGGAAGGAAGAGGUGAUGUUUCCUCAGUUGCAUCUAGGACAUUGUACAUUGAACUCAUUAUAUCUGGUUGGCAAGCAUGCAAAUUCACAUUUACAUUUACAUUUUAGCCAUUUAGCAGACGCUCUUAUCCAGAGCGACUUACAGUUAGUGAGUGCAUACAUUUUUUGAAUGGUUUGUGUAUGGAGAGUAUGGUUGAUGAAACAGUGAAGCAUUUGUUGAUGUAUUGUUGUAAGUAUCGGUAUGUGGAAGAGAGAGAAAGAUUGAUGUGUAGGGUUAUUGAGGUUGGAUGGGGAUGAGGGUGUUGGGAGGGAUUUGGGGGAUGGGUUGAUAGAAGUUAGUAGGGCAGUUUUUUUUUAUUUUCUUAGUAGUACAGGAUUAGAUAGGAGGGUUUAAUUUAUCUUAAUUACUGGUAAAUGUAUGCAUGCAUGACUGUAAGUCGCUUUGGAUAAAAGCGUCUGCUAAAUGGAAUAUUAUAUUAUUAUUAUUAUUAUUAUUUAGUCUGUAAACUGUGAUUGACUAUACACUCCAGUACAAUAGGUGGUGGCAUGCAGCUCUAACAUUUGUUUGCGGACCGCUAUUAUAUUAUAGAAGAAGAAGAAGAAGAAGAAGAAGAAGAAGAAGAAGAAGAAGAAGAAGAAGAAGAAGAAGAAGAAGAAGAAGAAGAAGAGAAUGCACGGAUACGGAAAUGGCAUAUCUACGUUGGAGAAAAAUAUGGUAGCUACAGCUAGCAGUCUAUUUGCUCACGCCGUGAACUGUUUCCUUUUGUAGCGUUUAACGAUUGCACCGUUUCACAAUAUCGCUAUUAUUAUUAUUUUUUUUUUUACCAAUACUGUAACCUUAGUAGAUCAUUUUUUUGGUCAGUAAACAUUUAUCGAAAUUCAAGUUACCUAACCUAUCGAUUGGUUCAGGAUUGCACAUGAAUAUCUAGCUAGCUAGCUACAACAGUCAAAAUGGCGGACAACGAGGACGAGAGCAAUAUGUCAAGUACAACAACAGGGGCAGAUCACGGUACAAUAGCUCAAGUUCCAUGUGUUUCUGGAUUGCCAGUAAACCAGAACCAAAUCGGCGAGAAAUGCAUUGAAGCAAAUGCACCUGAGAUCACCGAAGCGCAUGGCUUGACAGAUUUCCUGCAAAGCUGCACAAAAGAGGAUACAUUCGUUGCAAAGGACUCCCAGGAGGUUGUCAGCCAAACUGAAGACAAUGAACAACAACCUGAACAGAACAUAACGUCUAUUGUUGAGACCUCAUGUAUUGCAACGGGUGCAGAGUAUUCUACAGUCAGUGCUGACUUUGUAAAUGCUCUUGCACCUGGGACCACCAUCAUUUACGUGCAACCAGAUGGUAGUUUUGUUGAGGGAUCAGGUCUGACUGAAGAGGAGCAGCAACAGCUAGUGGAGCAGUUGGCCAAACAACAGCUUGUUACAGUGACUGAGAGUGAGGCUGCUCGCCUGUUUGAACAAAAUCAAGGCAUCAAAACACUCCCUACUACUUCGUCACAGAUACAGUAUACUAUUCCCAGUACAGCACUGGCUCCCAACGAACUGCAACAAGUAAUAGAGCAAGUUACCAAAUCUCAGCAAUCCAUGGCCCAGACACCCAAGGAAUCGGAGCAGGUUGUGACCACACUGGACCCCACAACUGGCUUGUUCACGACUGUUGCAGCUUCAGAGAUUGCAGUAGCAAGCCCAAAGCCACUGGUCACUAUGCAGAAUGCAUCACAGAAGCUGAAGAAUGUUGCGAAACAAGUGGCACUUCAGUCCAACAAUGGAACACGCCUGGUUCAGAAAAAGCAGGAAACCAUCCGAAUCCAAGUCCAGAUGCCCUCUGGAAAGCAGGAGGUGAAAGGACCUACGCAGACUACCAUUUCAAUCCCUCAACAGAAGAAUUUUGCUGUGGCGAGUCAAGGCCAGCAGGUCAAAGUGUCUACGAACGGCGGUGUGAGCAGCAGCCCACAGAUCAUCCACAUCACACCCAUAGUUGGACAGCAACAGUACUUCCUACAGCAGAACCCUGGAGACCCUCCUAUUCAGCUGCUACUGCAGAGCUCAACACCCGUGGUUGGCAGCUUGGUUCCCGUUGUGCACAAACUGCCCAUACCUUUUCAGACCCCUGUCCAGCAGCCUUCAGGUAAGGCCCCGGUCAAUGGCACAACAGUCACAGCAGUUAAACCUGCCACUGCUGCUGCCAUGUCUGUCUCUGUCCCCACACUGGAAAAAGUGAAAAGGGUCAAAACCAGAAUGAAAAAGGCACCGAAUAUCAAAACGCGUUCCGGCAGGGUGUCCAGACCGCCCAAGUACAAGGUGAAGGACUAUAAGUUCAUCAAGACAGAGGACUUGGCCGAGAGCCAUCAGUCAGAUUCUGACGACUACUCUGAGAUCAGUGUGGAGGAAGAUGAGGAUGGUGAGGAUGGUAAAAAGGGAACAUCAUCUAUGAUUUACAGUCACAAGCGGAAGGCCUUUCAAUGUGAAACGUGCGAUAAAGCUUACAUAGGCCACGGAGGUCUGUCCAGACACUACAGGCUGAACCCCUCCCACGGUGAACUGAAGUCCCCUCCUGAAGGGACCCCUAAAACAGACGGCCCUGGUAAAAGCACAGACGCUGGGGCCGAACAUAAGAAGCCGACUGAAGAAAGUAAUGCCAGCAGUGUUAAAAAUACAUCGGUUCCUGAGAAAAGUGAGGCCUCAGAGAAAACAGCUGCUGCAACGUCAACCACUCAACAAAAAGCGGAUACCACGGCAACCCAAGGAGUAGCAGCUUCUACCAGGCAGACAAUGGUCCAGGCUCGGGGACCAGGGAGGCCCAGAGGACGGGGCAGACCACCUACCAAAGCACACCCAGCGGUGAGACGGGGGCGACCUCCAAAGCUAGGAGGGGGAGCAGCCAGUGUGGAGCAGCAGGCCCAGAGUAGGAAAGCGUGGCUCAAAGAGGUGACACACGAAUGUGAUAAUGAAGAACUCAUGGAGAUUGUGCUCCCUCGUCUGGCUAAGGUCAUGACUGUCUGGGAGUUCCUCCUGAUGAAGGUGGAGAAGGGGCGGCAACCCAAAACCCCGUUUUCGGAUGUGUACCAGGAGUUUGAGCAGCUCCACAGCCAGGUGAAGAAGAUGGCCCAGGACUACAUCAGUAACCCUCAGGGUGUCCACAUGGCCUUGGAGGUCCACAAUAUAGAGGUUGCCAAAUCUCUUGGCAUCUUCGAUGAGGUGAACAAGUUGAAAGUUCUGAACCCACCAACGCAGCAGAAUGUCACCAACAUGGCAAUCAAGAAUGUCCGCUACAUGGAGAAUUCUAAAAUGUUACCUCCAACAAAGAGAUUUAAAAUGGAAAACCAGGCUGGUGUUCAGAUCCAUCAGAACGGCAUUGAGACUUCCACAAAAGAAUCAAGUGAGGCCAAAGUAGAGAACACCGCAACAACAAGCAUGAAGGACAUUUUACCACAUGCUCAGGUGCCCACCAAGAGCACAGCAGGAUCUCAAGCUACUCAGACUGCUACCAUCACACCACAGGUUGUCUCAUCUAACCCAGAGACCAACAUAACACCCAUGGAACUGAUCCAGGAUCACUUAUCCAACAGCAUGACAGAAACAGUUGACUCAGUGGGAGAGGACGCCAUGGAGACAGAUCAGGGUGUGUCUGGUACAGAACCUACUGAGGUCCUGAGCACCAGUGACAUAGCGGAUCAAAUGAAGGAGCUAGAGAAGGCCUUGGCCACAGACCAAGUCGCAGUUGAUCAGCAGCCCAGGAGUACUCAGCCGCAGCAGUCCAACCCUACCCCAGUCCAGCAGAGUGGCCUGACCCAGGCUGUCUCUACCUCUAGCGAAGGAGGCCAGGUGGUGGUUCAGGAGGCACAGGGCAGCCAGGAGGCCCAGGGCUGCCAGGAGGUCCAGGAGAUCUACAUCCAGACUGAGGGGCUGACCAUGCACCUAGCAGAGGGCCAGGAGGGCGAAUUGGCCUCGGAGCGCAUCAUCAUCGUCAACGGGCCUGACGGCACCACUAUGCACAUCCGCGCCCCUGAAGGAGUCCCUCUGGAAGCAGUCCAUGCUCUGCUUGGUAUUGAGGCUGAGGGGAAAACACAGCAGUGAUUUGUUUUGUUCCUGCACACCCGGACACCAAGCACACAUCUCCCAUAUUGAUUUUUUCCAUCUGGUGGAUUUUAAGUGUAUUCCUGGUAUUCUUUGUAAAUUUGUAAACAUUAUUUUCGAUGUGGUGUUUUCAUAGACACAUUAAUAGCCCUUCCUUUAACAAGUGCUUAGUUUGUGAUAUGUUUAUAUGUAGAUAAAUAUCAAAAGCAGUACAAAAAAAAGUUGCACUAUUUUAUUACUUUUUAUAUAUUUGGCUGUAACAUUUUUCCCCUAGGGGAAAUAAAAUAAAUAAAACGUUAAAAGAAA
Coregonus clupeaformis (lake whitefish) is the source of this 4954-nucleotide messenger RNA. RefSeq lists its product as uncharacterized. NCBI's taxonomy places the organism in Eukaryota, Metazoa, Chordata, Actinopteri, Salmoniformes, Salmonidae. Bases 1523 to 4648 code for a protein of 1041 amino acids. The transcript is spliced from 8 exons. The record is from RefSeq and is a predicted model, not a curated record.